AUGGCUGCUAUGACAACACCAUCUUCUCACCUCUUCUCCAUUUCACAAUCUCUUUCCCGCCUCUCUCCUCUCCAAUUGUGCGUGCUUGACACCAAAACUCUAGUUUCAUUCCCCAUUAACAAUAGCAGUAAGAAGAAACAUGCUGGUGCUGGUGCUGGUGCUGGUGCUGGUGGAAUUAAUUGCGCGGCUGUAAGCACAGCCUCAGACGCAGAGACAAAAAGGAAAAAUAAGUUGGAGAUUCAAACGCUCACAGGUUGGCUAUUGAAGCAGGAACAAGCAGGUGUCAUUGAUACUGAACUUAUUAUUGUGCUUUCUAGCAUUUCAAUAGCAUGUAAGCAGAUUGCUUCUUUGGUGCAGAGAGCAAGCAUUUCUAACUUAACUGGAGUUCAGGGUGCUGUUAAUGUUCAAGGAGAGGAACAAAAGAAGCUUGAUGCGGUCUCUAAUGAGGUGUUCUCUAGCUGCUUGAGAUCAAGUGGGCGGACAGGGAUCAUAGCAUCAGAAGAAGAGGACGUACCGGUGGCAGUGGAAGAAAGUUACCCUGGAAACUAUAUAGUGGUUUUUGAUCCUCUUGAUGGAUCAUCCAACAUUGAUGCUGCAGUGUCCACUGGAUCCAUCUUUGGAAUAUAUAGUCCAAAUGAUGAGUGCCUAGCUGAUAAUGGUGACGAUAACACUCUUGACAAUGCAGAACAGAGAUGUAUUGUGAAUGUGUGCCAGCCAGGAAGUAACCUUCUUGCUGCAGGCUACUGCAUGUAUUCAAGCUCAGUGAUUUUUGUCAUCACCAUUGGAACAGGUGUGUUUGCCUUCACCUUGGAUCCAAUGUAUGGGGAAUUUGUUUUAACUCAAGAAAACAUCCAGAUACCAAAGGCUGGAAAAAUAUAUGCAUUUAAUGAAGGAAACUAUCAGUUGUGGGAUGAUAAGUUGAAGAAGUACAUUGAUGACCUUAAAGACCCUGGUCCUAGCGGCAAGCCCUACUCUGCUCGAUACAUUGGUAGUUUGGUUGGCGACUUCCACCGGACACUGCUAUAUGGUGGCAUUUAUGGGUAUCCUAGAGACAAGAAGAGCAAGAAUGGGAAGCUGAGGCUCUUGUUUGAGUGUGCACCCAUGAGCUUUAUAGUGGAACAAGCCGGUGGCAAGGGAUCAGAUGGCCAUCAAAGAGUACUUGAUAUUCAACCAGUUGAGAUACAUCAGCGUGUUCCACUAUACAUUGGGAGCCAGGAGGAAGUGGAGAAAUUGGAGAAGUACUUGGCUUGAUUGAACUGUAAAAGCAAAGACAAUAAUUUUGUUUGUGAAGAUAAAUGCCUCUUUGAUAGUUUUUGAAGAAAUACAUUAUUGAAAGUGAAGAAUUAGAAAAAUAGAGAAAAAAAAUGUUGAAAAUUA
Hevea brasiliensis (rubber tree) is the source of this 1377-nucleotide messenger RNA. Its product is annotated as fructose-1,6-bisphosphatase, chloroplastic. Gene Ontology annotation, cellular component: cytoplasm; cytosol. NCBI's taxonomy places the organism in Eukaryota, Viridiplantae, Streptophyta, Magnoliopsida, Malpighiales, Euphorbiaceae. The record is from RefSeq and is a predicted model, not a curated record. The transcript is spliced from 4 exons. Gene Ontology annotation, biological process: fructose 6-phosphate metabolic process; gluconeogenesis; sucrose biosynthetic process. Bases 1 to 1251 code for a protein of 416 amino acids. Gene Ontology annotation, molecular function: fructose 1,6-bisphosphate 1-phosphatase activity.